Owenia fusiformis is the source of this 1478-nucleotide messenger RNA. NCBI's taxonomy places the organism in Eukaryota, Metazoa, Annelida, Polychaeta, Sabellida, Oweniidae. The record is from the annotation of a GenBank genome assembly.
UCUCUAUUAGAUGAACUGAACUUGAUAUGUUCUAUUUCACCUAUGCCAAAUCACAGUGAAACGGUUUACAUUGUUCCACAACUUCUGCCAAUAACUGACUUGGGUCACCAGGUAUGGGUCCCAAAGCCCGUAUCUCAGAACCAUGAGUACUAUAUUGACUUCCAGCACUUUUAUCCAGAGUCAAUCUUCACAAGGUUGCUCUGUGUUUGUCUCAGGCAUCAACUAGACUGCAAUUAUUUGUCACCAAUCAAAGAUGCAACAAUAUACAGACACCAGGCAUGGUGCACAUAUGGGACAACACAUGCAUACCACUUGUGUCUUAGCAAGGACAUGCGCUGUAAAUGUAUCAAAGUGACAAUACGAUGUGAUGACAGUGAAUCUCCCCUAAGGGUCUUAGAGUUCCUGCACCAUAACCUGACUGCCAUAACAAAUGGUGAUUUCCAGAAAGUGAAAUACACAAUUGGUCCUGCUUGUCCUGCCUGUAAUGGAGAAAAUGGGGAAACUGAUGUGCAUGUCCUUUCUCUUGCAUCAGGGAAUGAUGUUGUCAGUGGAGCUUAUAACCAGUUCUGGUGUCACGGGGUUCUGAUAACCAUCAAUGAAGGAAAGAUUAAGCCAGAUGGUGAAACAGGUCAAAUACCAUCCAGUCCAAUAAGAGAAUCUAGAGGAGGCUCUUUCAAUGGUAGCCCACUUCAGACCCUUGAUGAUGAUACUCGCAUCGAAAAUUUACCUCACUCCCUAUACAGGGAGAUUCGUGAUACUCUUAGAAUACCAUCUAUUAGAGGAAGAGAUUACAAAGGGCUUGCAGGUCUACUGGGCAAGACAUUCCGUGAGGUUUCAUUACUUGAACUGGAACCCAAUCCCUGCGAUGCCCUUUUUAAAGACUGGAUAACAUAUGAUGAUGCUACACUUGGACACCUCAUCAAUCAUAUGAAAACAUUGGAACACUAUGAUAUCAUUUCUGCUAUUGAUGAGUAUAAGUCACAAAUGUAAAAAAGUACUUGAUAUACAUGAACUUACCUUAUACUCAAGGGUACCUACUUAAGUCCCCUGUAUAUGACAAGUGUUGACUAAUAAGCAUGCCUGUUUACCUUUGAAUUGAACUAUUUUUUUUAAUGAAUUUCAAUAUGUUAUCAGAUUGAUUAAUUCCUAUCUGCAAAAUGUAUGACAGCUAGCAUGAAUUCUUUGGGUAAAAAUAUGGUAAUUUUGAAAAACUUGAAUUAGUGCCAAUGACUUGACAUGAUAUAAUAUUUCAUUCAUUGCUUCGGUGUACAUAUUGUAAUGCAGUAAUCUGAAUACCUCCCCCCCCAUCUUGGUUAUUUUAUGACUUAUUUUUAUCAGUAUUGCCAAAUUUCAUGCACUCACAAACACUCAAAUGACACACGGAAGUUGAUAUAACAUACCUAGUGAAUAAAGUGAAGUGUUAUUCUGCUCAUGCAGCAUGAAUAAAUAUACUUGAAAAACAUGAUAAGUCAAGAAGU